This is a messenger RNA of Dentiscutata erythropus, 738 nucleotides long. Lineage: Eukaryota; Fungi; Glomeromycota; Glomeromycetes; Diversisporales; Gigasporaceae. The record is from the annotation of a GenBank genome assembly.
AUGUCUGAUUGGGACGGUGAUUCUGAUGAAGUGUCUGUUCCUAUUGCAUUUCCAGUAAAAAAAAAAUGGGCAAAUGAAGAUAUCGAUGAAGAUCAAAUCAAGGAUUCUUGGGAUAUAGCUUCAUCUGAAGAUGAAGAUAAGACAAAGCCACCAAAAGAGGAGACACCUAAAAAAAAAAAGAUUACUAUCACACAAAAAAUUGCAGAGAAAGAACUGAAAAGAAAGCAGGCAGCAGAGGAAAGGGAAAAAAGGAAACAAAAUUAUAGUGAAGAAGAUAGUGAAGAAGAUAGUGAAUUAGAUUUUUUAGAGAAGAAAAAAAGGGACGCUAAAGCAGUCAUUGAGGCUGACCUCGAAAAUGCAGAGGGAAUGUUUAAAGGUGUCACAAUUAGAGAAACGGAAGGUUCACCGUUAGAUAGAAUAAAUCCCAAAACUAAAGAAGAGUUUGAUGAAUUUUCUAAUCUUUUGGUUGAACGUAUUAGAAAACAUGAGAAACAAGGUCUAUACGUAAAUUUCAUUAAUGGAUUCGUCCGUGAAUUAUGUUCUUCACUUAAGGACGUUGAUAUUCGUAAAGUUUCUAGCACAUUGGCAACAGUGGCAAAUGAAAAAGCAAAAGCUUCGAAGGAGGCUCAAAAGUCGAAGAAAAAAAAACCCAAACCGUCGCUUCAGGCAGGUAAAGAAGACAUCCUUGAUACGGUAGAUUACGGAAAUUAUGAUGAUGAUUAUGACGAUUUUAUGUAA